CCGCGCUCAGAAGCAUGCGCCAAACGCACGUGUACGGUAGAACACGAACGGGAAAAAUGCGUACAUCGUAAAUGAAGAUUGUGUUGUUUGCUAAUAGGAAAGCGAUAUGGCCGACAAGUUGAAAGACACAAGUGGCUGCGUUCUUUCGAAUUAUGACUUGACCCGCGCGGUCUCUAUUCUGUGUGAGCGCAUCGGCAAACCGUGUCGAGGGCUGAAUCAAUGGCUUUGCAAGGAGGACUGGAGUCCAUCAUCCCGUGCAGCACUGCUGGAUCGUCUGGCAUCACUGCUGCACCAGCGCAGCUGUACAGACUUAGUGGCUCAGUUGUGUCUGCCUUUGUUGACUGAGCUCCUGGCACGCUCCACUCUGCGUUCCUAUGACAAGGAACAGUUUUGUGUGGCCCUUGGACGCCUUGUUUCGAGGUACCCAUCUGCUGCACUGUUUGUGGAUGGAUAUCUUGAACAAGAAUGCAACUUGCCAAGGCUACUGAAAGAGAGUGAGCUCGAGGUGGAAGGUGAUGCUCCACCUGCCAAGAGGCCUCGCACUGCAUCUGUGCCAUUGAACAUGGUGCGUUGUAUCUGGCAAUUGCUACGCCAGCAGCCUGGCCAACUUGCUCGACGCUGGGACUGGACACCUCUGCUGCCUUUCCUCAAGCACUCAUCAACCCCUGUUCGCUGGUAUGCAGCACACUGCAUGACUCUGUUGUUAUCCAUUGGAGAGUUGGAACAAAGGGCACUACUUCAGCAGCUGUUGCCAGAUGCGGAAGUGCUGCAGACAGAUUUAAGGUUAUCCACAGAGGUUGCCCUUGGAGCCCUUCGCCCGCCAUCAUGGCCCCCAACAUCUGAAAAGCCCGGAUGGCCACUUAUAAGUUCAGAUUUUAGUCCAGGUGUGGUCUGUGUCUCAGGCCUUCUACUGCAGCAGAGGGCUGCUCCAAAGAAUGCUACUGCUCAAGUUUUCCAUCAUGACUGGCUGGCACCAUCGGCCAAGCAGGCUCUUCGGUGCCUCGCUGAAUGUGUGGCUCGGGGGCAACCCUGUCUGGUACGGGGUCCUGUGGGUGCAGGCAAGACAAGUCUGGUGCGCUUGCUGGCCUCCAAGCUGUGUCAGCCUCUAGUCACUGUUCAGCUCGGUGACCAAGCAGAUGUGCAUGCCCUGGUGGGUGGUUAUGUCUGCUCUGAAGUGGCUGGCCAGUUUGUUUGGAGGGAGGGACCUCUCGCUCGAGCUAUGCGCACGGGCAGCUGGCUGCUGUUAGAGGACCUGGAGAGAGCCACCCCUGACGUGUCAAGCCUUUUGCUGGCAGUGCUGCAGUCGGGCACAGUGCCAGGUCUUCCAGUGAGGGCGGCCGGCUUCCAGUUGGUGGCCACACACCGGGGAUCACUGCAGCCAGUCACUCUCGCCACUGAGGCCCUGUGGUCCAUUGUCCACCUGCAGCAUCCGUCUCGUCAGGAACUCUAUGAGAUGAUUGUCCAUUACUGGCCUCAGCUGGAGCCAAUGGCAGCACGUCUUCUUGAUCUCUUUCACUUUCUUCGUGAACCUGGCUCGCCAGUGCGGCGAACCAUCUCUCAGAGGGACCUGCUGAAGCUCUGUCAGCGCCUUGUGUUGCGUGGCUUCUCUUUGGAAGGAACGCAGGCUGCUGAAAACACAUUUCAGGAUAUGAUGGACUGCCUCUGCCAAAGCAUCCGGGAUCCCACUAAGAGGCAGGCUCUGGCGCAGCAGUGUGGAGCACUCCUUGGGCUCACGAAGUCGCAGGCACUUUUUCUUUGCACAAUGAGCAAGCCAGAUAUCAAAGAGACUCCGUCAUCAGUGACUGUGGGCCGUGUUGUGUUGCAACGGCAAAAAUCUCAAGCAAGAGGCUCGUUGUCAACAGCUACAAAACGAAGCACAUUUGCUGGGACACGCCAUGCCUUGGUGUUGAUGGAGCAGUUGGCAGCUGCAGUAGCCAGUGAGGAGCCAGUGUUGCUCGUUGGCGAGACAGGUGUUGGAAAGACGGCAGCUGUUCAGCACCUAGCCGAGCUCACAGGUCAUCCUUUAGUGGUUCUUAACAUGAGCCAGCAAAGCGACAGCAGUGACCUGCUUGGUGGAUUCAAGCCUGUUGACAUCAAGCUUCUGUUGUCCCCAGUUCGGAAGAAAUUUGAGAAGCUCUUUAGCUGCACAUUCUCGCAGACUCGAAACGCGAAAUUCCUCAGUCACAUCACUACUUGCUUUGCUGGGCGUCGAUGGCGUGACUUAAUCGAUCUGAUGUCUCACAGCCGGAAGUCUGCUUGUCAAGGCUUUCAGGAAACUCAAAACGCUUUUGAUAAGGACGCGAUCGCAGUGCAUGUUCUCUGCGGAGCACGCGCGACCGAGCCGGGCCGUGACAAGGGUCAGUUGGAGCGCUGGCGGGCAUUUGGGGAGCAGUUGCGGAAAGCCGAGGCUCAAGCACGUCAGGCUGAGAACAAGUUGACAUUUGCUUUUGUUGAGGGUGCCCUUGUACGAGCUCUGAAGAAAGGUUCAUGGGUUCUCUUGGAUGAAAUCAACCUGGCCGAAGGAGAAGCCCUAGAGAGCUUGGCUCCCGUGUUAGAUGGUGGCUCACCGGUGCUAUUCGAGCGAGGGGACCAAGAGCCUUUAAAAAGACACCCCGAAUUCAGACUGUUUGCAUGCAUGAACCCUGCCACAGACGUGGGUAAAAAGGACUUGCCUGCAGGCAUUCGAAGCCGUUUCACGGAGGUGUACCUGGAGGAGCCUUUGGAGGAGAGUGAUCUGGAGCUGGUGGCAGCUGCCUAUCUGGGUGGCAGUGGGUCACCACCACUGCGAACUUGCGUGUCCCUCUACUUGAGCCUGAGGAAAGCUGCUCAGGAGGGCCUCACCGAUGGCACGGGCAGCCGGCCCCACUACAGCCUUCGCACCCUGUGCCGCGCCCUGCACCAUGCUGCCUCCGACCCCUGCAACAGUUGGCCACACUCACUGUACCAGGGAUUCUGCCUGAGCUUUCUUACGUCCCUAGACCGCAGCUCUCAUGCUGCAGUGGAGUGCAUGAUUCGCAAGACUUUACUUGGCUCCAAGGUGCCUCGGAACCCGCUAGCCCCUUGUGGCAUAAAGGCCGUGGAGCUUGAGGGCUACUGGGUGCCCACUGGUCCACUGGAGCUUCAAGAUUCUCCGGGCUAUGUGCUGACGUCCACCGUACGAAACAAUCUGCGUGACUUGGCCAGGGCAGCAGCCUGUGGUCGUCACCCUGUGCUCUUGCAGGGGGAGACUUCUGCUGGAAAGACCAGUCUUGUGCGCUGGCUUGCAGCUCGCACAGGUCACGUCUGCGUCCGUGUCAACAACCACGAGCAUACGGAUCUUGAGGAGUAUCUUGGCAGCUAUGGGGCUGAAGCUGGCACAGGCCGGUUGACUUACAGAGAAGGUAUACUUGUGGAAGCCAUGCGCCAAGGUCACUGGAUCAUCUUGGAUGAGCUGAAUUUGGCAUGCUCAGAAAUUCUGGAGGCUCUGAACCGGGUGCUGGAUGAUAACCGAGAGUUGUUCGUUCCUGAAACGCAAGAAGUUAUUCGUGCCCACCCACAUUUCAUGCUGUUUGCAACCCAGAAUCCACCUGGUCGCUAUGGUGGUAGAAAGGUGCUGUCACGUGCCUUUCGCAACCGGUUUCUUGAGCUGCACUUUGAGGAGCUGCCACCGGAGGAACUAGAAGAAAUCUUACAGAAGCGGUGCUCUUUGCCCCGCUCACUCAGUGUCAAGAUGGUGUCUGUGAUGACAGAGCUUCAGCUGCGUCGUCGUGAGACUGGUGUCUUUGCUGGUCGCCAUGGUUACAUGACUCUCCGCGACCUGUUUCGCUGGGCUGAACGCUACCGCCGGACUCCUGACCCAGGUGGCUUUUUUGACUGGGACCAGUUUUUGGCCAAUGAAGGAUACGCCCUGUUGGCUGGACGAGUUCGCCGACCCCAGGAGGCACAGCUUGUGGCAGAGGUUCUCUGCAAGAAGUUCAAGCGUCAAGUGGACCCAGGAAAGCUGUUCUCUGGUGUGCCAUGCACAGUUGCUCCUAAGGGAUUUGAGCAUCUUGUGUGGACUGCUGAUGCUCGACGCAUGGCGACCUUGCUGCAGAGAGCACUUCAGUUUGAUGAACCUGUGCUGCUAGUAGGAGACACCGGGUGUGGAAAAACGACAGUCUGUCAACUCCUUGCCUUGCUGGGAGGCCAAAAGCUUCGUACUGUAAGCUGUCACCUACACUCCGAGGCAGGCGACCUGCUCGGAAGCUUGCGUCCAGGGAGGGAGCCUGGGGGUCCCCUUUUCCAGUGGGUGGACGGCCCCUUGGUGGAAGCAAUGCUUGAUGGUGAACCUUUUCUGAUUGAUGAGAUCUCCCUCGCCGAAGAUGCUGUGCUCGAACGUCUGAACAGUCUGCUGGAGCCCGAGCGCACUCUGCUCCUACCAGACUGUGGGCGGGAGCUGGUGGCCAGUUCAGGGUUUCGUCUCCUGGCAACCAUGAACCCUGGGGGUGAUUUCGGCAAACGAGAGCUUUCACCAGCAUUGCGGAACCGCUUCACAGAAAUCUGGUGUCCUGGUGUGGCAUCGUCAGCCGACUUGGCAGCCAUUGCAGACCACAACUUGAGCCCCUCAGUGCACCUUGGUUCUCUGACUUUAGGGGCUGCUAUAGCAGAAUUUUUGGACUGGCUGCGCUCUGAUGAUUUAGGGCGACGUUGCGUAGCCACAGCUCGUGACAUAUUGGCUUGGACGGAGCUCAUCAAGCGCACAAUGGGCCGCCUAAGCCCUGCAGCAGCCUAUGUUCAUGGAGCUGUGAUGACUUUUCUUGAUGGCCUGGGAACAGGCACUACAAGCAGUGAAGAAAGCAGCGCAGUGACUGUGUUGCGAAGGAAAGCUAUGACCAUGCUGGAAAGCCAGCUGAGGCAGCAGUUGUCUGCAAUUCCUGAUGAUGCUCAGGAGGCUAUCGAGGAGGCCAGGGUGACUGUAUCUCAAGACGCCAGCGGCUUACACGUGGGCCCUUUUCAUCUUUCUUCAGGACCCAAGGGAGCGUGCCCAUUGGCGCAUGCCCACUACAGCCUACAGGCAGACACGCCACGGGCCAAUGCUCUGCGACUGGUACGAGCUCUGCAGCUAGAGAAGCCUGUUUUGCUCGAGGGCCCACCAGGAGUUGGCAAAACUAGCCUGGUAGCUGCUCUAGCGAGAGCCACCGGACACCAGCUUACCCGCAUCAACCUCUCUGAACAGACGGACAUUUCUGACUUGUUUGGUGCUGACCUCCCUGUGGAAAACCAAACAGUGGGGCAAUUUGCUUGGAGAGAUGGACCACUGCUGCGAGCUCUUCGAGAGGGUCACUGGGUCCUCCUAGAUGAAUUGAACCUGGCCUCUCAAAGCGUCCUCGAGGGACUCAACGCAUGCCUUGACCACCGGGGCGAAGUUUUUGUGCCUGAGCUAAACCGCACUUUCACUGUGGGUCAUUCACGGUUCUUCGGCUGCCAAAACCCAUAUAGACAGGGUGGAGCACGGCGUGGCUUGCCUCGCUCCUUUCUCAAUCGCUUUGUUCAGUUGAGCCUAGAACCCUUGAGCAGAGGUGAUCUCCAGACCCUUGUGCGGUAUUUGCACCCCGCACUGCCUGAAGUUACCCUGAACAACAUGGUUCUAUUCAAUGAGAAGUUGGUUGAUGAAGUGCAAAACCAAAGGCUUUGGGCUGUCUCGGGAAGUCCGUGGGAGUUCAACCUGCGUGACAUCACCCGAUGGGCUUGCCUUAUGGAACGAGGUCCGUCGGACCCUGGCGGUCACGUUGGACUUGUCUACGCAGCUCGAAUGCGCACCCCUGAGGAUCGCAGUAGGGUGUUUGGCAUUUACAAAGAAGUGUUUGGUGAGGCAUCUCUAGAACGGCCACCUGAGGUGCACAUGACUCCGAAGUGGCUGAGCGUCGGCAGCGCCAUUUUGCCCCGACGCAGUCCGACGCAGGAUCCCUCAUUGAGCUGCAGAGCCCUCGAAGACCUGCGACUUCUUCACAUUCAGGCACCUGCCAUGGAGGGCCUGGCGAAGUGCCUGGAAAAUGGCCUCGCUGCAUUGCUUGUAAGUCCGUCAGGAAGUGGGAAGACGACACUUGUGCGAAGCAUGGCCAGGCUUACUGGUCAUCCUCUGGCUGUCUUGCCCAUCGGCACGUCCACCGAUGCACUUGAACUGCUUGGCAGCUUCGAGCAGGUGGACCUGCUGAAGAAGCUCAAACACUUACUUUCAUCUGUGGACAGGCAGUUGGAUGAGCUUCUCAAACGGGCAUCUGAAAGGACUGAUAGAUGGGGACAUAGACAAACUGUUGAAGCUGCGGCAUCGGCUGCAUCAGAUUAUGCCAACUGCUGGAAAUCUACAUUGAGAGAGCUUGAGCUACUUGAAAAAGCUGUCAGCCUGCCUGGUGCUGUCAAUGGGUGCUUUGAGUGGCAAGAUAGUGUGUUGGUAAACAGCCUGAACAAGGGUCACUGGCUCAUGCUCAAGAAUGUGAACCUAUGUGCGGCUUCUGUGCUUGAUCGGCUAAAUGGCCUGCUGGAACCAGAUGGUGUGCUUCCUCUCACAGAGCAGGGUGUUGUUGGCGAAGCACUUCGUGUCAUCAAACCACACCCAGACUUCAGGCUUAUCAUGACCAUGGAUCCCAAGAACGGAGAGAUUUCAAGGGCAAUGAGAAACAGAGUUGUGGAGAUAUUUGUGCCAGGAGAGGAUAGCGCUGGCUAUUUUGACAAGUGGGACGGCCACAGUAUCUUGGCUUCAGCGCGGCUAGCACUUCCUCAAGCCAGUGGGCCGUUUCUUGAAUCAUGCAGCACUAGCAAAAACAUCUGUGCACAGGUUGCAAGGUCCUCUUUGGCAACCCUGCACAAAGUGGCAGCACUAUGUGUCCAGCGGCUGGAGACUGGCCUGCCUCCCAAGGAUGCUGUGUUGUCCAGUUUUGCACAGACCUACCAGGCAACAUGGGACACAGAAGAGGCUCAGGCAGCCUGCAAGUCGCUCCUCAGCAUACCAUGGGACAGCCUUGGGUUUCCCUCAGAGCACCAACUGCUCCUUUCCUUGGUGGCGUCACAGCCUCUGUGGUGCCUAGAACGUCACAGCACUGUCACUGAAAUUUGGAGAGACAGUUUACCAUUGUGUGCAGUUCUGGCAUCUGCCUCCGAUCUUCCGAGGGAGGUGCUUCCCUUGCCACUACAGCUGCAGAUGGAACCUGAGAAAAUGGUGGACACAGCAUGCCUGCUACUGCUAGAGCGAACAAGUCGUGCCGACUGGUGCCAGCGCUUGCAAUGGUUGCAACAGCUGAGUGCCACCCUCGGAUCUCAGCAACAACUGUGCAUAAUUGAGCAACAUGUGGAGCCAAUGCUGCGCACUCUAACUGCCCUCGAGUCACCUACUGCCCUGUCCACAUCCAUUGUCACAGAUGCACUUGUGCUGCCGGAGGAUCUGCCAUUGGACAUUCGCCACUUUCCUGAUCUCUUUUCAAGGUUGGCACUUCAACCAGAACUGUCCUCACAAACUGAAGCCUUGGCCAUGAGAGUUCAGCUUGUGCUGCGACAUGGCUGCCUGGAGGCAAGGCUUCCCUGUCUCACUGAGAGUGAGCCUCUUAAGGCCUUGCAUGUGCACUCAUUGCUCAAGCAAGUGCUUUCUUCUUUGAGGGCUUACCUGCUUCACUCAUCCUGCACAAGCAAUGAAUUCUACAGUAAGGCACGUCUGGUGCAACAACAUCUUGAGCAUUUCUUGGUGUCAAGCACAAGCACAGAUGCUUCUGUUAAAACCCGUGCUUCACGAGCUGCGAGGAUUGCACAGCACUGGAGCUGGCUAUGUAAGCAUCUACUGCACUUGCUGUCUUUCGGAGAGCAGUCUACAAGUAGCAGGGACCUACCAGGAGAGGUCGCAGUUUCCUGCUACCAGGAGCUAUCCUCCAUCAUUGCCAGCAUGAACGACACACUCAGCACUGAGCUGUCACCAAUGCACAAGGUCAGGAAGCACAUGGUGAAGCUCCUUGGCCAGCCCUGCACCUUGAGCAGCGAAGAAGCCGCCAGUGCUUUCGAAAGGGCAUCGAGACUCUCUCAGUGUGCAUGGGAUGCACUGUGUGGACGAGAGGUUAUUGGACAGCUUUCUGUGCCCCUUGGCCAAGCUCUGCCUGCUCUGGCAUUGUUAGAGACUUCCAUGCUAGAUAUCCUGCAAGGGCACUUUGAACAAGGAGAAAUUGCUCUAGCCAAUUUGGAAUCUGCAUGUGGCCCAAGUCAAGAGGACAAUGCUCAAGGAGAUACUGCAGCAGCACAGCCAGGCAACACGUUGGAUCCUGUUUCUGCACUCAGAGGUCUUCUACAGUUGGUUGAUGAGAGUGAAGCAAUUGAAGCACGCCUGAGUGGCCGCGACACUGCCGUACCUUUACUGGAAUUUCAGCACCCGUUACACGCUGUGGCUGUGGCUUUGGCUGCGAAGAACCGCUCACAGGAUGAAAUGACAACAUGGUGGGUUGAGCACCUCUGUGGCCUGUGGGAUGCACCACGGAUACUCGAGACAGCACUGGCUCACAGUUUGCCGAACACCAAUAGAACAUUCCUGCAAAAUCAUCAUGUGUACCUGACCCCCAUUGUGACAACUUCCUACUGUCUUAUAGCCGAGACGGCCAUGGCAUCUCAGCUUGCUCUGGGUGCUCGCAAGGACAAAUGCUCUGAGCUGCUGCUGCUUAGAACUCUACUGAGCCACUUAAAUGGCCCAAAGUCAUUCUGGCUUAGUCAUUAUGGUGCUCUGAACAAGUGGUUUUCUAUGGUGGUCUCUGCACUUCCUGGCAUCAAAGCAGUCUCUGGUGACCAGAACCGGUGGGAAACCCUCAAGCUUCCUGAAUUCCUAAAGUCACUUGUUGAAAACACAGCCUCGAUGGUUCAACAGCUGAGUGUGAAUGACGGCUGCUGCAACAGGGACUGGCUGUGGUCGUUUGGACUGACAUUGGCCCAGGUAGGCCUCUGUGCCCUACAAGUGUUGGUUCCGUGGGACCCAGUUGAUCCACUCUACAAGGCGGCACUCAAGUUGGCACACACGCAACAAGAGCUGUCAUACCUCGAAGCAGAACGACAGCUUAGGGAUUGGUCCAUCAUGGCACGUUUGGGAAAGCACGAGACUCAGGUGACACAUCCCGCACUGAAACUGGAGCAGUGCCGCCAGCAGCAGCUAAAGAUCAAAAUGAAGAAGCUGGCCUCCAAGAAAGCCCACCGAGCACCUAACACACAGUACGAAGAUCUUGCCCGGCAGAUGCGCCACUGUGCCUCCACACUGGCAAGUGUUGAGCGAGUACAGUCAGUGCUGGAGGGUCUGUGUGCUUCCUGGCAGGAUUCACGGGCUCCAACUGCUGAUGUGUGGCCAUGGCUUACUGCGCUUGAGGCACUGUGCCGGCAGCUUCGUCAGGAACACUCGUCUUUUCGAGACCUGUGCUACCCCUUCCUGUCCGGGCUGGCCCAGCUGACCCAUGGCGUUCGAAUGCUUGCCGUGCUGGCGACCUCCAAGUGCAACGUUUCAAGUGAGGUCUGGCACGUGCUGGAGCAGUCACUGACGUUUCCAUCUGCCUUGCCACCUCAUUGCCUGUCUACGCUGCUGUCAAGCUCACAACUGAUGGCUCUCAUUACGAACAAAGGCCAGCAGUUCCUCCUGCUUCGAUCUGCACUGCAAGAGCUGGUCACUGGCCAGAAGCAAGACCAUAGUGGGGCUGUCGAUUGGCGGAAGGCGGCACGUCCUGUGCUCCACCAGCUAUUGAUUUCAUGGCAACUCAAUGAAGAAGAGGAGCGGGAAAAGAAGGAGCGAGAGCAGAGCCUCUUCCAGUAUCGCACUCACCCUGCUGAGGAGAGCCAGGAGGUGUUGGAUGAGCAGCAGUGUCACGCUCUCUUUCCCAGCUACUCGCAGGAGUUUGAAGAUGAUGAAGAUGAACAUUCUCAACCUGAGAAGCCUUUGCCCGUGGCACAAGCAUUUGCCUUCAGUGGCAGUGAAGCACUGCAGGUGUGGCAAGCUCACUGCCAACUUGCUGACCCAAAAACAACAGAAGAGAAAGCUGACUGCCUGGAUGCCUUGAGGCUGCGCCAUGAGGCACUGCGGAGCACAUUGCAGCAGCAUGGAGCUCACCUGGAUGCAACACUUGAUGUAGCUUUGCAAGGCUGCCACUUGGUCUCGUGCUGGUCAUUGGAAUUGAGCCUAGGCACAGCUAGCUUGGAGCAGCAAGGCCUAGUGCAAUGUAAACCAGAGAACAAAGGUCGCGACACUGGACGCCAGAUCGACCUAUACCAUGACGCUGAUCUGCAAGAGACAUCUCUGUGUGAGGGCCCCUUGUGUCGCCUGGUGACAAGAAUUGGGGACCUUCUUGUGGAGUUCCCUGGACACCCAGGCCUUACCAAGUUGAAACAGGUCUGCAAUCGUGUGCUGGACCUGCCGGUGUCAUCACCAGUAAUGAAAGUUCUUCAAGGACUGGAAAUACUGCUUGCACUAGGACAGGACUGGGAAAAAGGGGCUCAUCGGAAGAUUUCCAUUUCCCCUGAGCUGAAUGCACUUACCCACUUGGUAGUGCGGUGGCGCAAAAUGGAGUUGCACAACUGGACCCAGUGCCUGAAUGGAGUGGUCCAGAAAGUAAGAGAAAGAAGUGCCAGGUGGUGGUUUUUUAUGUACCACCUUUUGGCAAACCUUGUUCAGGAAAAGAGCCAGCUGGAUGCAGACACUCUCCGACAGGUGAGGGAUGAGCUGGUGCGUUUCCUGGACACAAGCCGUCUCGGGGAGUUUGAGUUUAGACUGCAGCUGCUGUGGCCCUUCUUGCUUGAGGCGCAGCAGUCGGGCUCUCUCUUGACAGGCCUUCUCUUCAACCUGUGGCACUUCUACAGCCAGUACGUCCCGUCUACUCGUGAUCACAUUAAAGCAGAUAGGGAGCCCAUUGAGAAGAAGCUCAAGGAAUUCGUAAAGAUAGUUCGCUGGAAGGACAUCAGCUUCUGGGCCAUCAAGCAAGCUGUGGAGAAGUCCCACAGAGUGCUGGUCUCACACGUUCGAGAUUUUCAGCAAGUGCUUGACCAAGAUGCCCGCUGUGCAUUCAAUGGUUUGACCAAGGAAGCGGAGUUCAAAGAGCCAAGUUCCCUCUGCCUGAAGUUCAGGCCUUGCCAAUUUCUGGGUCCUGUGCCAAAACGUGGGGAUGGACAGCACCGUUAUGCAUUCCGAAUGCGGCAGCUUCUAAAUCGAGUGAUGCGCAACAUGGAGGCAGUGGAGCUGACGCAAGAACUGGAUGACCUGGCUGCUGAAGUAGCUGCCACUGUGGAGGCAUUUGAGCAAGAGGAUGUCAUCUUGGCCAAAAUGGGUGGUGGCCAGUCUGAACCCGAAUCCAAGCGUGAGGAUCGCAAGAGGCAGGUGCGCCUCGUCCAGCAGUUGAAACGCAAGGCCCUGGCUAAUCUUUUCAAGACAUUGGCCAAUAUGGGUCUGUCUUACCGCAAGGGCCAGCUGUUCGGGCCAACAGCGCAUAGCAUGCUGGAGGCACCAGCGCUUGAGCUCUCAGAAGCCAUGAGGAAUAGCCUGCCUCCAGUCGUGGAUCAGUCCAUGAGUCGGAACCAUGCUGGUUGCCAUCGCUACUACUAUCGUUGCAUCGCAAGUGUUGCCGCCUUGGCUGCCAGCUGCCCUAGUAAGGAAUUUGACCCACAGUUGAUGGAAAGGUGCUGUGGAUUCGCGGGUCACUUGGCCACCCUGGCUGUGGAAGAUCGCAGUCGUUCCUGCGACGCAGUUCACAAACUGGAAAAGCUACAGCAUCUAGCAACUUCUCUUGAGGAAUCUUCAAAAGGACCACUUCCACAACAGGCUUUCCUCGACCAGUGGAAGGAGAAGCUGGCCUCAGCGAUAUUCCAGAGCAGCUACCAGAUGGAACAAAUAUUGGUACUGUUGAAAGCCUGGCCAGAGCCUGCUGAAUCAGCUGAAAGCCCAAUUAAAGAAGCCGUGGCAAGGCUUGAACCGCAACUAGCCUUGCUUCAAAGAUGUGGACAGCAGCUGUCACACCCUGCCUUCAGAGGUGUGCUUGGCCACCCUAGCAUAGAGUUGCUUGGAGAUGUGGUGAGUCACCUAGCAGCACUUAGCCAAGACGCUCAAGAGAUUGGCCGCACUCUCCAACUACCACUAGCCAGAAACUUGCAUGAACUUGCCGAGACUUUAGGAGCGCUCUCCAGAAAGUGGCAACAAAUAGAGCUCCCAGAACCUAAACCACACAAGAGCUCAGCCACAGAUAAGCUUGUUAGGAGGUUGCUCCUAGCAGUGCAGUCUUUGCACGCAAUGCUUGGUGAACCAGGGAAGUCCAAGCCGGAGCAGUCACUGCAGCACCUGAGAGAAAUCCUGCAACAGGCAUUUGUCAAGCUUGACUUGGAGAAGGUGGAGCUCUGUGCACAUUGCCUGGUGCAACAGCUUGCAAAGCAUGGCACUAGCGUUGAAGCCAACCAAGCAAGUUCCAGGGUGGUUCCUCUACUGCGGCAAUAUUUGGGAGUGGCCCAAUACCUGGUGACUCUGCAGCUUGCAUACCAUCGAACUGAACUCAAGUUGCUGUAUGUGCUCACAUCCGUCUUUACUAGUCUAGCCCAAAAGGGCCUGUGCAUUCCCGAGGAGUGGCGUGAAGAGAUUGCGCGAGAAGGGGCACCAGAGUUCGAGGAAAUCGAGGAUGGUGGGCUGGGAGAGGGUGAAGGCGCCAAGGACGUCAGCGACCGAAUCGAGUCUGAAGACCAGCUUGAAGGCUUACGCAAUGAGCAGCAAAAAGAGGACACUGAGAAGUGUCCAAAGGAAGAGGAAAAUGGAGUAGAGAUGUCCGAGGACUUCGAUGCUGCUGCCCAGGACCCUGAGGAACAAGAAAAUGACAACGAAAAAAGUGAUGAUGAUGAUGAUAAGGAUGAUGAAGAGGAGCUUGAGGACCAGAUGGGGGAUGUUCAAGCUGACCAGAACCUUGACCAAGAGCUGUGGGACAAAGAAGAGGAAGAUGAGCCUGAGGAGGCAGGUGAUGAGAACGAAGAGAAAGGUGCCACAGGCGAGGCCUGCAAACAGACGCCUGAACUUGGUGCCAAGGAUGAGUCUGCUGCUCCACAGAAUGAGCAGCCACCAUCCGCUGGUUCUGAGGACAAUGGUCAAUGCGAUAACGCUGAGGAACCACCACCAGACCCAGAUUCCGCGCAUCUCGAGGAUCUCUUGGUUUGGAAUAUGUUCAGGAACCAAGCUCAACUGGAGAUUCCUGAGGACAUUGAGAUUCCCGAGAACAUGGACUUGGGUUCUGAUGCAGAAGACAUUGCCAAUGAUGACGAAGAAUCGCUCUCUCCAGAGUGCCCCAACGAAGAAGAAGGCACUGCCUCAGAUGCCGAAGAGGCUGCUGCUGAGGCUCCCCUAGAGGAGGAGCCCGGUGGUCCGGAAGAAGGACCGCCCGAAGAGCAAGCCACUCCUCCUCUCGACAUGAAGGACGACCGUGCAGCAGGUGAUGCAUCAACUGAAGCUGAUAAUGCUGGCACAGGGGCAAAUGCUGGCAAAGCAGAGCAGGGUUCAUCGCAUGAAGAUGCUGAGGAGCAAGAAGGCACAUUAGAUCUUGGUGGGGAAACUAGAGGUCUGUCCGGAUCUGGUCCGAGCACUGAGAGCCAGCCUGAAGAUGAGUCGGUUCCUUUCAAAACAUCAGAGAAGCGCACCACUGCAGAUCCUGAAGGUAGGAAACCUCGAAAGUUGCGAACCACUGAACAUCAGAGCACGCAGCCGAAGGACAAGGAGAAAGCUGAGCUCUUCCAACAUGUCACCAGUGAGGAGGCGCACGAUGAAGUCGCACUUGACACGGCCACCCCAGAGCAAGCACAGAGUGCAAUGGAGAGUACAGAGGAGGAAAGAAUGCCAGACCAGCUUAUGGAGUCAGACCAAGAAGAAGCUAUGGAAGAAGACAAUGAUUAUGCAGAAAAACCCCCAGCCGCACACAGAAAAGCAGCUGCUAUGGAGGAAGCAGAAACAAAAGAAAAACCAGGCACUGUUGUAGAGACUGCCUUUGUGGAACGUGGCCCUGAACCAAGUAUUCACACCAACGUGGAUCUUGUGGCAGGAGUGGAAGUGGAUGAGGAGGCUCACUUGCCCACCGAAUGGGAAGUGGCCACCGUUCAACCGGGGUUGGAGACGUGGGCAGCCUGGGAGAAGGCAGAGCGCGAUGUUGCUUCGCUGGUGCAGGAACUCUGUGAACAGCUGCGGCUUGUGUUAGAGCCAACCAGGGCAUCACGGCUUCGAGGGGACUAUAAGUCUGGAAAGCGGCUCAGCAUGCGACGUGUGAUUGCGUAUUUGGCAAGCCAGCUACGCAAAGAUAAGAUCUGGCUACGAAGAGUGCAGCCUUCGCAGAGACAGUAUCGCGUGAUGCUAGCCAUCGAUGACUCACUUAGCAUGGGUCCCAGUGGGCCUCUUGCUUUGCAAUCACUGGCGCUGCUGGCCCAGGCACUCAGUUUUCUGGAGGCAGGCGAACUGGGCGUUGUGAGCUUCGGCGAGCAGGUGCGAAUACUGCAUUUGUUGGGCCAGCCAUGGACACGGGAGUCGGGUGCCAAGGUGGCUGGCUUGUUGAACUUCCAGCAGACACGUACACGAGUGGCCCCUCUUCUGAAGGCGGCAACAGAGCUCUUGCCCCCAGGCCCUGACACUGCUCGAUUGCUGCUCAUUAUAUCAGAUGGCCGAGGCAUCUGCAGCGAAGGGGAUGUGGCAAAUGCAGUGUGCAGAGCACAUUCACAGGGACUUCUGAUGGUGUUUGUUGUAUUGGACAGCCUGGGUGGCAAGGACUCCAUCCUUGAAAUACGGCAACCGGAGUUCGGGCCUUCAGGACAGGUCAAGCUUCGCAGCUACAUGGAGCGCUUCCCAUUCCCCUUCUACAUUCUUCUCCGGGACCUUGCCUCAAUGCCAGCAGUCCUGGGCGAGGCUCUGCGCCAGUGGCUCGAACUGGUCUUGCAAGCCUAGCAAGACAUAUUAUGUGUGAAUAAACUCGCCAUGUGCCAUUCCA
Molecule: messenger RNA, 14951 nt
Organism: Rhipicephalus microplus (southern cattle tick)
Lineage: Eukaryota; Metazoa; Arthropoda; Arachnida; Ixodida; Ixodidae
Product: midasin
Biological process (GO): ribosomal large subunit export from nucleus; ribosomal large subunit assembly
Cellular component (GO): nucleus; preribosome, large subunit precursor
Molecular function (GO): ATP hydrolysis activity; ATP binding
Source: RefSeq, a predicted model, not a curated record